Ilyonectria robusta is the source of this 714-nucleotide messenger RNA. Its product is annotated as Mss4-like protein. The record is from RefSeq and is a predicted model, not a curated record. The transcript has 4 exons. NCBI's taxonomy places the organism in Eukaryota, Fungi, Ascomycota, Sordariomycetes, Hypocreales, Nectriaceae. Gene Ontology annotation, molecular function: carbon-sulfur lyase activity. Bases 147 to 560 code for a protein of 137 amino acids.
GGACCGGCCACGGGUAUAUAUAUACCAGACGUUGAGAACCUUGAGAGUCAAUUUAUCGCCACUAAUGCUCGCAUCUCUAUUCAAUACGUCCAAACCCCACACCCGACUUCCGGACUCGCCCUAGUUCGACUACUUAAACCGUCAAAAUGGUCUUUGUUGGCAGCUGCAUGUGUGGAGCGAUUGCGUACAAGAGCACCAGCGAGGAGGCGACUGCGGCCCUGUGCCAUUGUCUUGAUUGCCAAAAGUGGACUGGUGGCGCCUUUACCUCCAACGCCGUGGUCCCCGCGGACUCGUUCUCCGUCACCAAGGGCACGCCCAAGCAGUGCGACAUCAUCGCUGCCUCGGGUAAGAUCAACCACCACUUCUUCUGCGGCGACUGCGGCUCCAGCCUGUUCACCAAGCUUGACGUGAUGGAGGGCAAGGUCAUCAUCAAGGCCGGCGGCCUGGACGAGGGCAAGGCCAACUUGAACAACAAGAUCGACGUCGAGUUCUAUUGCAGGGACCGUGUUGGAUACUUGGCUGCUAUGGAGGGCGCAAAGCAGGAGCACCUCUUUAUUUGAGGCGAUGGGAAAUGAAUAAUCACGACUCGUGUGGAUUGGCUGCCGGGUAUAUGCACCCAGAUCUAGAUCUCUAAUCGAGAUUUACUCAACCUUUUCAGUCGACCCUAGUAAAGCUGUCAAUCGAGCUAUUUAUAGGCUCAACGUCGUAUUUUCU